AUGUCGUCCCCCAUACCUCCCCCUACGCCACCCAAGAUCGUCCGAUCAUUAUCCCCACCUCCGGCAUCAUCCCCUCGGCGCAAAUCUCCCUCCUUCUCGAACCUUCUUCGCCCUUCCGUCCACUCCACCGACGACAAGUCCAGCUCGUCAGACAGCGGCGCUACCGAGAAGGAGGGUGGCAAAUUGGCAGCCAAAGUCAAGGACUUCUUCAGCAAGGACAAACGGACCCCGUCCUCUUCUUCGCUGCUUUCGGACGCCAGAGGCUCAAAUACUGGUGCAGCGCCCACUGCCGACACAAAGGCACCGAGUACGGGUACGACCGUCACUCCUAGCUCGACGACCAUUCCCCUCCACGCUUCGCUCGCGUCCCCCACACCCAACGUCGCCCCUCUGCCUAGUAGCUCUUCGCAGGCCCAAGGUCCAAGUGUCAGCUCCCCACCUGGUGGACACCCCAUCGCCACCCCUUCACCCGCUCCGGUGCCCGGUUCCAGCUCGUCGCCCACUCCAGGCCUCGUAACAAGUUCCUCCGGUACCUCCAAUGCCCUCCAGAUCUCCAUCACCGGCAAUGACCCCCUUUUCCGCUCGGCCAGCUCGAUCGGCCCCGCCAACGCCCCCGCCGCUCCGACAAGUGGCGACCAGUUCAGGCGCGCGGUCGAGACCGCUCAGACCUCGGUGGACCGGAUGCAGACGGCCGCGGUAUGGCUAGGCUUUGCGGGUCAGGCCUUGUCGGCUGCGAGUGUCUGGCUGCCUAUGGUCGGGCCGGGGGUGCAGGCGGUGGUGCAGAUGCUGGAGAUGGCCAAGGCGGUCGGGAUAGCAAAGGUCGCCGCUUUGCGAUUGGUCGAGCGAUGUGCCGAUAUUCUGUUUGCUGUGAUGAGCAAGCUUCGAACCGAACAUGGCCAAGUCUCGCUGGACUUUCGGCAGGAUAUCAACCGGCUCCUCACGAAUGUCCACAAUACCGCCUUCCUCCUCACCAAGCUCGCCAGCCGACCCUUCUUCAAGCUCUGGCUUCAUGUUGGAGAGGUCCAGGACCAAAUCGCCGAAGCGACAGCGGAGAUCGAGUGCUUCUUCAACAUCUUCCACGUCCAGGCGGCGAUGACGGCGAAUGCGAUGCUAGAGCAGGCGAGGCUGGAUAGGGAGGCGGAUCAGUUGAUACUGAGAGAUAUGAUACAGGAGGGUAUCAAGGACGAGAAUGUCCUCCUUACCAUGUUGGUCAAGAAGGCGGACGAGCAACAAGAAGCGAUCAAGACUCUCCAGCGCGCCCUCGACAAUAUCCGAUAUCAGCAAGGUCAAGCGACCGACUAUGCCCACUCGCCAGGCGGAUCGCCAGAUAUCAACUCAUACUCAGCCCAACUCAUCGAGAGUCCGCCGAGCCUCGCGAUAGGUCUUCCCGGUGCGAAUCCAUUGUGGCUUCCCGGGCCAUCAGGUACCACCGGCCUCGGUUCGGGGCGACAAUCUACAUCGGCAUCCUUCUCGAGCGGCAGGACGGAUACCAGCCACCUCAGCGUCCAGGCGCAGACGAGCGACAAUUCCGCCGAAGCAAUUCAGUCGGGAUCGGUGGAUGAGAUGGGAAAGAAGGUGGGAUCGGCAGAGGCGGAAGGGACCACGAUUACGCCUGCGGUCAAAGCCUUGGGGUUCCGCUCGGCACAGGAUAAGAGUGAUCCGAGACGGAUCUUUAUCGAGAAGGCGCUAGAUGUGCUCCGUCGACGCUCAGCGAGUACGGACUAUGGAGUUCCAGACUGGACAAUCACCUCGCUGGAGAUCACUCACGAGCUUCGCCUAGCAAACUCCUUCUUCUCAACGAUUUGGCGGGGCAAGUGGCAAGGCGAGACGGUGGCCAUCAAGGAGCUACACCGCAAUAUCGACCGCUCACUUUUUAUAUCCGAGGUGGAAGUCUGGCGGCGCCUGCGAAGCAAGCACGUCCUUCCGUUCUUUGGCGCGUCAUCCACGACUGGUCCGCCUCCCUGGUUCAUGGUGUCACCAUAUAUGCAGAACGGGAACGUGCUCAAUCACAUACGCAAGAGCUCCUGGUCUAACGCGGAACGUCGUCAGCGCCUACUCCACCUCGUUCGCGAGAUGGCUGAGGGGAUGGAAUACCUUCACAGUCGAGACAUAUGCCACGGCGACUUUAAGGCCGCAAACGUCCUUGUCAGCGAUAUCGGCGAAGCUCUCAUCUGCGACUUUGGUCUGAGCCGGCUCAAAUCCGACCUCACCAGCCGCUCGGACGAAGAUCCGGAGGCACAUCGCUGCGCCAGCGGAACCAUGCGGUGGCAAAGUCCUCAGCGACUACUCGGCAAGCCACUCACGCCCGCCUGCGACGUCUACGCCUUUGCCGUGACGAUCUGCGAGCUGUACAGCGUCCAGGUCGGCCAGAUCAUCCCGUACGGCUACGUCGAUGACGUCGUCGUCCGGCAGUCGGUACUGGAUGGGCAUCGCCCAGACAGGCCGGACAUACUCCCGAGGCGGCUCUGGGCGCUAAUCGAGCGGUGCUGGGCGCACGAGCCGGAGGACCGGCCUACAUUCGAGAUCAUCGUCCAGGACCUCAUCAGCAUCAUCGAAUCGGACAAGAGUCGGCUCGAGUCGCGGGAGCAGACUCCGAGCACGUCUACAGGCUCCUUUGACACUGCUCCGGAGUCGAUCGUGCAGGAGGAGCAGCAUGUGCUCUCUCCUCAGCUCGCUCAUCGUCCCCUACCAGACGACGACGACUUCUCCUCCUCUAGCGGUUCCAUCCGGUCGAUCCCGCAGCAUCUCGCCAAGGAGAUAUCUUUCGAGUCGGACCGCGCCGAGCGCCACUACCGUCACUAUCUCAAUCAUGACUUUGACGACCGGCUCAGCAUCCCGCUAUGGUUCCCCGCCGAGAUCCCACUCGGCUCGGUCGGCUAUAUCCGUCACGGUCAAUUCGUCCGGCUCCUCGAUGCCACUCGGCCCUCGCCGGAUAUCAAGGAGCUCCCGCCGGUGCUGCAGAUGGAUGAGUUUGCGGCGUUGGCGACCAAGCGGGCGGCGGUAAGUGUGCAGAAUGUGGCGGAUAAGGGAUGGGGACUGGUACAUUCGGCGUGGAUGAACUUUAUCAAGUCGUCGGGCGAGAAGUCUCAGAAAUCAAUCAGUCGUCAAUACCCCUUCCCUCUCAAGCCAGGAGGCAAGCAAGCCGUCCUCGUCGUCGACGAUGCCGACUUUGAGAUCUACAAAUCCCACGCCGAGGCCCGUGCCUACCUCUUAGGCAAUAUCGACUGGAUCCUCAAGUACUUUGGCGACGCCCACCACAUCGCCAAAGAGGAUGUCAUCAUCGUCGUCGGAACGCUAUCGGCCAAAAAUUACGCGAUGGCGGUAUCGCAGUUUGCGCCUCGUACGACGCUCAUGUUCAACGUUCACACCGAGUCGCAGCGGAAGCCCGGGGAGCCAUGGGGGACGUGGACAGUGAAUAGGCAGAGGGUACCGGAGGAGCCGGAUUUGCAGUAUAUCUGCAAGGUGUCGACGGUGGCUGCUGGUCCGAGGGACGCGGUGCUGCUCGCCAAGCUCAAGUUCCCACAGACUGGCGGGGAGCCGGUGCUAUAUCAGUAG
This is a messenger RNA of Dioszegia hungarica, 3555 nucleotides long. RefSeq lists its product as uncharacterized. Lineage: Eukaryota; Fungi; Basidiomycota; Tremellomycetes; Tremellales; Bulleribasidiaceae. Gene Ontology annotation, biological process: protein phosphorylation. The record is from RefSeq and is a predicted model, not a curated record. The transcript has 10 exons. Gene Ontology annotation, molecular function: protein kinase activity; ATP binding. Bases 1 to 3555 code for a protein of 1184 amino acids.